UCCCAUAUUUCUCUCUUCAACGCAGAAUCACUCCCUUCGAGACUCUCUCUCUCUCUCUCCUUCCUCCUCCUUCGUCAUCCUCGUCUUCCGUCGCUCGUCUGCCGCCGUAGGACGGCCGAGCGGAGAAGGGCACGUCUCGCCGCCGGCGACGAUCCCUUCGAGUUUGCGACUGCGGUGUGGAGGGCAUUCCUCCGCCGUUCGCUUCCUUGCUUGCUUUCCUUCUUUGGAUUCUGGGUCUGGUACUGGUGCUGGUUCUGGUUCCGGGUCUUGUUCUGGUUCAGGGGCUUGCGCUUCGCUCCUUUUUUUUUUUUUUUUUUGGGUUUUUCCUUCGUGUGUUUUUCUUCUUUCUCUUUUCUCCUUGGAGGGGAGGCGGGCCGGGCGGGAGAGAGAAAGUCUCGUCUACGGAUGGCCGCGCAGUUCCGCAGUGCGAUGGGGGUGUACGAGCGGGUCAGGACCGAGGACCCCAAUGGCGACGUCGAGAAGGCUUCUCCCGAUCCUAAGGCCGGGUUCCCGCGCUCCGGCGAUGGCUGUGUAGUCGCCUGCGACGUCGAGGCGGCGGGGCCGCAGGUCCCCGACUCGAGAUCGGCCUCUCGCCGAUGCGGCGGCGGCGGGGAAUCCGAGCGGCGGCAGCGGCUUGUUUCUCUCGACGUGUUUCGCGGCCUCUCCGUCGUGCUAAUGAUUGUCGUGGAUCAUGCGGGUGGAAUUAUCCCUGCCAUCAACCAUUCACCAUGGGAUGGCUUAACUCUGGCAGAUUAUGUAAUGCCAUUUUUCCUGUUUAUUGUUGGUGUCUCACUGGGACUUGCGUACAAGAAAAUGUCAUGCAGAGCUUCCGCAACUCGAAAAGUCCUUCUUCGGGCACUUAAGCUUUUGCUUUUAGGUCUUUUCCUCCAAGGUGGUUAUUUUCAUGGUGUUGGUAGUCUUAAUUAUGGAGUGGACAUGCAACAGAUGAGAUUUAUGGGAAUACUGCAAAGAAUAGCUAUAGCAUUUGUGGUGGCAGCACUAUGUGAGAUUUGGCUAAAGGGUGGUGAUGAUGUUAACUCAGGAUUUUCUCUGAUGAAGAAAUACCGAAGUCAAUGGGCCGUGGUACUUGUGCUUACCACUGUAUAUAUUUCAUUAUUAUAUGGCUUGUACGUGCCCGACUGGAAGUAUCAAAUUCCAACUGAAUCUUCCUCCCUUUCACAAGAAAUAAUUUUGGUGAAAUGUGGAGUGCGAGGAAAUACUGGACCAGAUUGUAAUGCUGUCGCAAUGAUUGAUCGUGAGGUGUUGGGAAUUCGACAUUUAUACAGAAAGCCAACUUAUGCACGGACAAAGCAAUGCAGUAUUCAUUCUCCAGAGUCUGGCCCUUUGCCUGCUAAUGCUCCAUCAUGGUGUCAGGCCCCCUUUGAUCCUGAAGGCCUUUUAAGUUCGGUGAUGGCUGUGGUUACAUGCUUGGUUGGCUUGCACUUUGGACAUGUGAUUGUCCAUUUUAAGGAUCAUGGCAAAAGAACUUUCCUCUGGAUGAUCUCAUCUUCUUUUCUUGUGGUUCUAGGCCUGGCAUUAGAUCUUUUUGGCAUGCAUGUGAAUAAGGCUCUGUACACAUGCAGUUACACGGCUGUCACUGCUGGUGUAGCUGGGAUUCUCUUCACCUUGAUAUACCUGAUGGUUGAUUUUGGUGGACUUAGGCAUACUACCAUGGUUCUGGAGUGGAUAGGGAAGCACGCGUUGACUAUUUUUGUCAUUGCUGCAACAAAUGUCUUGCCCGUUUUCCUCCAGGGCUUCUACUGGAAGCAUCCUGAGAACAACAUUCUGAGUUUAAUUGGAAUUGGAAGACGGUAGGAAGCUUGGUAUCAUUCUCCGACUCUGGAAGGAAACUCUUGAUCGCUGAAUAUUUAUUGAAGCAACUAGCCACAUCUAUUAAAUAGUGGUCCGUUGCAGUUCAUACAGAAAAUAUAUCUGUUCUGUUCAGUGAGGUUAGAGAACUGCAGUUCUCUCCAAAUUUGUAGGCUCUCUGUACAUAAUUAGCUAUUCACCGUCACUUUAUUUCGUUGUAGGAUUUUAUAAUGGUGGUCUCUAACGGUGAAUCUCUUUUAUAGUUUUUUGACGAAGGAUAUUGGAAAUUUCAAAAUAUUUCUCAGGCAUAAAAGUAUGUUUAUUCUCUGUUUUCAA
Molecule: messenger RNA, 2145 nt
Organism: Eucalyptus grandis
Lineage: Eukaryota; Viridiplantae; Streptophyta; Magnoliopsida; Myrtales; Myrtaceae
Product: heparan-alpha-glucosaminide N-acetyltransferase
Exons: 13
Coding region: 406-1815 (469 amino acids)
Source: RefSeq, a predicted model, not a curated record